GUCAAUUGUUUUCCUUUCAUCAAACCAUGAUUAAUGUUCAUAAUUCUAUAGAAUAUAUUCAAUCAUUCAUUGGAAAUAAUUUUUAUUAAUUUCAAUGUUAAAUAACAAUAUAUCCAAGCUACUAUCAACAAAAACGACAGCCAUGUCAGAUCAUACUAAAUGUUUAUUGACUAUUCACAAAUCAUUUACCGGCCAAUAUGAAGAUGAACUUACCAUUGAACCUAGACAGAUUGCACAAUUAAUUCGAAAACUAGAUAAAUUCUGGUAUGAAGUUUAUAUGGAAGAUCAGGUUGGAAAGAUUCCAAUCGAUUGUUGUCGGGAAAUGCGUGAUGAUUUGUUCCAAAAUUUGCGCAUCGCUCCUGAAAUAAAACAAGCUGUAUUUGUGGCCAAACAUGAUUUUAUUAAUAAUUGUGAAGAUGGUGAUUUAAAAUUUGCACGUUUUGAAUUCAUAAUAGGUUUUCAUCCUAUCAAUAACGAUUGGUGGAACGGUACUCGUCUUAAUUCAGUACAACGUUUUAAUGAUAAUUUGUUUGUCAAUGAUACCGAUUGUGGUAUAUUUCCUUUGACUUUUGUCUGGAAAUUAAGAAACGAUUUGCUUCCAGAUUCGAUAUUUGAUCCUCGUGGAAUUCCGGUAAAAGUUGCCAGUAAAUAUCCUAUCAUCGAUAAUACUGUUUGUGUUGAGAAACAAGAAAUACAGUCAAAUAAAACGUUGCCAGAGCAAAAUAAACAAACUUCUUCAAAUACCAAGAAAAAUGAAUAUCUAUUCUACGUUAAAGUAGUCAAAACUAUGGAAGCAAAACUUGAUCAAGAGAUUGAUUUACCUCUUAUAGGUGAAGUAUUAGGCAUAAUUGAAGAGAAUGAUAAACUUUAUUAUGAAGGUGAAUCAUUGUCAAGAAAAAUUCGUGGAAUUUUUCCAAAAAAUUUUGUUGUUAAGAUUGACAACCCCGAAAAUAAUGCUGAAAACUCGGAACCAACUGGUAGUAAUCGAAUUUCGAAUGCAGAUGCUAUCUGUGAUAUUCAUCAUGAUUCUGAUAAUUCUUCAAAUGGACGAUCACCGGUGCCACCCUCGUUCAGUCCCCCUCCACCUCCUGACAUAUUGGAUAUAUUAAAUUAUCAGAACGAAAAAUUACAUGCAAAGAUUGAAUCGAAUAAAGUGGAUGCCGAUAAAAAUUCGCAGCAGCAACCAGGUUGUCAAGAUUUACCCCCUUCAUACGAAGCUGCUAUGAAUGCUUCCGCUCAUUCACAACCUGUUGCAUAUGGUUAUGCUAAUUAUAUGUUCAAUGAGAUGGAACCAUACGGUAGAGCGUUGUACGAUUUUGAGGCACAAGAUGAUUCAGAGCUAAGUCUUCGUCAAGAUCAAAUUGUUCGAUUGAUUCGUUACUAUGACCAAGAUUGGAUGGAAGGAGAAAUCCAUGGUCGUAUCGGAUUCUUUCCUCGUAGUUACAUAUCAAUUAUUGUUGAUUGUAAAGAACAAAAUAACUCAGCCCAUCAAUCAGAUCAAAAACAAGCAGAUUCUACUCAAAAUCAUGUAGAAGCUAUUGAUUUUCCUUCUGAUUCUCUCGCGAAAAUCCUAUAUGAUUUUGAUGGAGAAAUGGAACAAGAUCUAAAAGUUCGAGCUGGUGAUAUCGUCACAAUGCUGAGGCGUUUUACAACAACCGAUUGGAUUGAAGCGAAAGAUUCAGUUGGUAAUGUGGGUUUUGUUCAUAUGAAUUUAUGUCAACCAUUCCAAAAAAGUUCUGACCAAUCUGUUAUUACAACAUUAAAUGCAACAAUAAGCACAUCAAAUCUUUAUCCAAAAAUUGAUGUUCUUGAAAAAGAAAAAAUUGCAGAAACCUCUGUUUCUCAACAACAAGAACAAGUCAUUCAGCCUAAACCACAUCGCCGUGCGCCAAUUGCACCACGCCGUUCGGAUGUUUUUCCAACAUUCAAUCAAUUUCUGAUUCAAGAAAAACAAGAACAUUAUCAAUUUGAUUUGGAUGGAAAUGAAUCUUCAAUACAAUCCGAAACAAAUUCAAAUUUAAAAGCUCAAAAUCAAAAACAAAAUCAACGCGAAUGCGUAAUUACCGAGCUUUUACAAACGGAAAAGGAUUAUUGCCAUGCAUUAAAUGUUUGCCAUCAUGUGUUCAAUUCCAGUAUAUAUGAAGCUAAAAAAGUGAAUGUAGAUGUAGAUCGAUUGUUGAGCGAUAUGAAAAGCAUAAUCGAUGUGUCGAAACAUUUGAUAAAAUCAUUGGAAAAUUAUGCACAUAAUCGAGCCUAUGUUGAUCAGAGGGUCGGCAUCUGUUUCUUGGAUCUAAAAUUUAAAAUUAAUGAAAGUUACACCCAGUACUGUCGUAAUCAUGAUUCAGUUCAUUCAUUAUUGAAAUUUUAUGAAGGGAAUGUAAUCUCACAAAGUUACAUCAAAAAUUGUCUUGGCCGUAUACAGGAUCAGACCAAUUGUUUUGAUUUAUCAUCAAUUUUGAUCAAACCAGUACAACGCAUACUCAAAUAUCCAUUAUUGUUAAAUGAAUUGAUCAAAUUCACUGAAGAAGAUCAUGUCGAUUAUGAACCAUUAAAAAUGGCCUUCCAAAUGAUCACGGAUAUUGCCACACGCAUAAAUGAACAUAAACGACGACAAGAUCUUAUACAAAAAUAUUGUCGAGCCAAAGAUGCAACACUUGCGGAAAAAUUGAAAAAUCUUUCGAUGCAUUCGGUAUUGAAAAAAAGUUCACGAUUUAAAUAUCGAAUUCUUUCAUCAUUGCAAUUUUCAUCCGGUACCAAAGACAAAGACUAUGACAAUGCCUUGCAUUUUUUUCUAGAAGUUGAUAAAACUAUUCGUACAUUUCUCAAGGAUAUGAAAGAUUAUAUAGAUGCGAUGGACAAAUAUAAUGUUGAAUUAUUAUCUACUAUGGAAACCAUCAAUGAAUAUUGUGAUUUCAAAAGUCAUCCUCGUUUUGAUAUUGAACAAAUUCGUGAAAAAUAUAUCCUUAUGUAUCACGAUCAUUUUAAGUUUUUCAAAAAAUCUAUCGAAUGUAAUGUUAUUAAACCGUUAACAAUGUUAUUGGAGAAAUUUGCUAGUCCUGUACGAUUGAUUAGCAAACGUGAUGAUAAACGUGUCGAUUAUGAGGCUAGUUUGAAAUCAUCAAAAAGCAGCGUGGAAAAUACAAAUUUAUUAAAAAACACUUUCGAAGCCUUAAAUCAACAGUUGAUAGAUGAAUUGCCCAUUUUGUCAGAUACCUCUUUACAAAUCUUAAUAAAUUGUAUUCAAGCAUUUCUAUGUGAGCACAAGCGUUUCGUCGGUUACAUGGCCAAACAUCAAUUAGAUUUACAUGAAUUGCCAUUAGUGAAAAACACUUCUUUCGAAUUCUUUUCAGAUAUUGAUGAUACGUUCCAGGUUAAACAUAAUCUGAAUUUUGAACAAAUGUUGAGAGAAUUUUCGUUGCUACAUACAAGCAGCUUUCAAGAAUCAUCAUCAUCAUUAACAGCUUUCACUCGAUUAGGUUCGAAACGUAACAGUAAUACUUGGAAAAAUUCUUUACCAAUAAACAAAACAUAUCAAUUCGAUACUACACAAUCACAACAAAUUCCUCAGCAAAAACCAGGACAAUCAGCUUCAAAUCAUCAAACACAAAACGAAUCUAAUCGUCAAAUACUCAAAAAUAAAUACGAUUCAAAGCAUUUAUACACUGUUACUAAAAAUUAUGAACCAUGCGAUAUUAUGGAGAUUUGUGUCCAUCAAAAUGAUUUGAUCGGAGUUAUCAAAUAUAAGGAGCCUAAUGGUAAUGAAAAUCGUUGGUAUAUUGAUCGUGGAUUUAUUCAAGGUUUUGUGCCGCGAAAUUUGUUGACACCAUAUCAGACACAAAUGAACAGCCAAAAACAAUGGGAACAAGAACUAAAUCGUUAUGAUCAAGUUGCUGAAGAUCAGAUUUCGAUUCCUGAUCCUAUUGAACCAGAACGCUAUUAUUCCACAGUUCCAAUAGACGAAACGUUUGGAAGUGAUCAUUCAUCACUAUUAUCAUUAGAAGAAAUUGAUUCGAAUAAAAAAAAUGAACUAGCAGAAUUUGAUCCGUUGACUUCAGUGUCAACAUCAUCGACAACAUUCCAGAAUAUUUCUAGCAUUAUUAGCAAUGAAAAGCAAAACGAAUUUGAGAAUAAAAAACCGGAUGAUAAUUAUUAUACGGCUGCAUAUCCAUUCAAAGCAGCUGGCCCGAAUCAAAUAUCAUUGAAUUUUGGUCAAAAAGUUUUGGUAUUGUGUAAACAUGAUACCAGUGGUAAUUCCGAUUGGUGGCUAGUUAGUCAUUCGAACCAAAAAGGUUAUGUGCCUGGAAAUUACUUGAAAAAAUGAAUGAAAACUUCUUUUUUUUAAAUUCUGUAUUUUAAUCAUGAUUUUUUUUUAUCAGCAUUCAAAAUUUUAUUUAAUGAAUAA
Dermatophagoides pteronyssinus (European house dust mite) is the source of this 4402-nucleotide messenger RNA. Its product is annotated as dynamin-binding protein-like. Lineage: Eukaryota; Metazoa; Arthropoda; Arachnida; Sarcoptiformes; Pyroglyphidae. Gene Ontology annotation, biological process: intracellular signal transduction. The record is from RefSeq and is a predicted model, not a curated record. Gene Ontology annotation, molecular function: guanyl-nucleotide exchange factor activity; protein binding. Gene Ontology annotation, cellular component: cytoplasm.